AUGCUAGAAAUUUUACUCCAUAUCACUCAUUAUUGGGGAUAUUGCACGAGCCUCGAUCGCAAGAUUUCUGAAGCGGACAGCACGAAGUAUGCCAGAUCCACGGACAGGUACAGUGGCACUUUGACUGUCACCCUGUGGCGCUCUUGGCGUCUUAAGGCAUCACGUGAGGAUACGUGCGGUAGAAUGGAAUUGCAACAUUUUGCCGUUACAUUGCGUGCGCAGUGCAAUACCCAAAUUGCAUCAUGUCUGCUAGAUCUUCGAAUUGGAUUAAGAUCCAGUUUUUUUGUACGCCUUCGAUUCCUCAUAAAUUCAACGAAUAUGCUCGCUAUCUCGUCGACUCUUUAUCGCGUCCCCCCGGGUCUCCCUCUCGUCCCAAUGUCUGAGAAAUCUGCAGCGGCAUCAUCCAUCAAGUCAUCAACCGAGGAUGUCACUCUAGCACUGGACCAGUACGAUCCGGAGCUAGUUAGGAAAACGUGGCGCAAGGUCGACUUACAUGUAAUGCCGAUUGCCGUACUACUUUAUCUUGCAUCCUACAUCGACAGGGCCAAUAUCGGAAACGCAAAAGUCCUAGGCUUAUCUUCCGCAUUACAUCUUACCAGCAAUGAAUACAACUGGGCGCUAUCCAUCUUCUUCAUCGGAUACUUUAUCUUCGAAACGCCUUCUCAAAUUAUUCUCAAGCGGAUCAGUCCGAGAUGGUACAUCCCCUCGCUGACGGUUCUCUGGGGCCUUACAUGUGCGCUACUCUCAUGUGUUCAGAGCUCAAGCGGCCUUUUGGCUGGGCGAUUCUUCCUUGGCUUUGUUGAAGCAGGUUUCCUUCCUGGUAUCGUUUACUGGGUUAGUUGCUGGUACCCACGUCCGAUGCAGGGUCGACGCUUUGGGGUGUUGUACUCGACAGUUUCGCUCACAGGUGCAUUUGGAGGAUUGCUGGCCACGGCAAUUCAUGCGUUGAAUGGUACCCACGGCAUCGCGGGCUGGCGAUGGAUUUUCAUCGUCGAAGGCGUGAUUACCGCCGGCUUCGGACUUAUCUCAUUUAUCUUCAUGUCCGCGUAUCCCGAGACUGCGUCUUUCCUCACUCCCACGGAGAGACGCAUCAUUUUAUUGUCGAACGCUGCGGAUCGUGCCCAGGCCGCCAACGACUCUGCUGCGUUCCAUAGUGCACAGAUCCGCUCGGCGUUCACGGAUUGGCGUGUCUACCUCUGGGGACUGGUCUACCUCGUGAACUAUAUUCCGGUGUACAGCGUAAUUUUAUCUUUGCCAAGUGUGGUGACUGGACUCGGUUACAAGGGUACGCGCGCGACGUUGAUGGCUUGCCCGCCGUAUGGUCUCGGGUUCAUCGCCGUUCUCAUCGCUGGGUGGACAUCGGACCGGUAUGGGUUAUUCUACUGGCACUACGUAUUCGGCGUGUCUGUGACGAUGAUCGCGCUCAUUGUCCUGAUGGCCGUGAAGAACCUCGUCGUACGCUACGUGAUGUUCUUCCUCGUCAUGUUCAUGUUCGUACCCAUUUCAACUUGUUGGACGUGGCUCUCGGCCAACUUUGCUGGUCCUAACAAGCGCGCGGCUGCCACUGGUAUCGUCUUCUCGAUGGGUAACAUCGGUGGCACAAUUUCCGGCCAGAUCUAUCGCUCCAACUGGGCACCACGCUAUGUGCAAGGACAUGCCAUAAACCUCGCGUGUUAUGCGAUUGCGUUCGUAGCUGGCACUGGCUUGUGGUGGACGUACCGAACCGAUAAUGCGAGGAGGGACAAGGCGGAGGAAGUGAAUGCCGAGAAUAGCGAGAAGGGGCAGGUGCACGCUCAGGUCUACGAGCACGGGCACGGGCAACAGCAUGACCUGAUUGGUGAAGACUUGGGCGAUCUGGGCGAUAGACACCCUAGCUUCCGAUACUAUUACUAA
This is a messenger RNA of Sparassis crispa, 1893 nucleotides long. RefSeq lists its product as uncharacterized. Gene Ontology annotation, cellular component: membrane. Gene Ontology annotation, molecular function: transmembrane transporter activity. The record is from RefSeq and is a predicted model, not a curated record. The transcript has 11 exons. Gene Ontology annotation, biological process: transmembrane transport. NCBI's taxonomy places the organism in Eukaryota, Fungi, Basidiomycota, Agaricomycetes, Polyporales, Sparassidaceae. Bases 1 to 1893 code for a protein of 630 amino acids.